This is a messenger RNA of Dioszegia hungarica, 807 nucleotides long. Its product is annotated as ribosomal protein L7Ae. The transcript has 7 exons. The coding region runs from base 1 to 807 and encodes 268 amino acids. NCBI's taxonomy places the organism in Eukaryota, Fungi, Basidiomycota, Tremellomycetes, Tremellales, Bulleribasidiaceae. Gene Ontology annotation, biological process: ribosome biogenesis. Gene Ontology annotation, cellular component: ribonucleoprotein complex. The record is from RefSeq and is a predicted model, not a curated record.
AUGCCCAAGGCAACUAAAGGAAAGUCCAGGCCGGCAGCCACCCCUUACGGCACCAAGAAGACAGCCAAGAAGGAGACCAACCCUCUCUUCGAGAAGCGAUCCAAGACCUUCGGUAUCGGUGGUGACCUCCCGUACAAGCAGGACUUGACCCGGUUCGUCAAGUGGCCCGAAUACGUCCGUCUCCAGCGCCAGAAGGUCAUCCUUCACCAGCGUCUGAAGGUCCCCCCCGCAAUUGCCCAGUUCUCGCACACCCUCGACAAGAACACCGCCACCCAGCUCUUCCAGCUCCUCAACAAGUACAAGCCCGAAUCCAAGCAGGAGAAGAAGGCGCGUCUCUUGUCCGAGGCCGAGGCCAAGACUAAGGAGGGAGACAAGUCGACCACCAAGGACACCAAGAAGCCUUGCUUUGCCAAAUACGGUCUCAACCACGUUAUCGGUCUCGUCGAGCAGAAGAAGGCCAACCUCGUCGUCAUCGCCGACGAUGUUGACCCGAUCGAGCUUGUCGUCUUCCUCCCCGCUCUCUGCCGCAAGAUGGGUGUCCCAUAUGUCAUUGUCAAGGGCAAGGCACGUCUCGGUCUCAUCUCGGGCAAGAAGACCUCGGCCGUCCUCGCCGUGACCGAGGUCCGGUCAGAAGAUUCGCAGGCCCUCGCCAACCUCGUCUCGGCCUCCAAGGCCAACCUCGAGAAGUCCGAGGAGGCACGCAAGCACUGGGGUGGCGGUAUCCGUGGUACCAAGUCGGUGGCCAAGCUCAGGAAGCGGGCGAAGGCUCUCGGCCAGGACGCCAAGAAGGUCCAGCUUACGCUCUAG